Molecule: messenger RNA, 1492 nt
Organism: Trematomus bernacchii (emerald rockcod)
Lineage: Eukaryota; Metazoa; Chordata; Actinopteri; Perciformes; Nototheniidae
Gene: atp6v1d
Product: ATPase H+ transporting V1 subunit D
Exons: 9
Coding region: 182-928 (248 amino acids)
Cellular component (GO): proton-transporting V-type ATPase complex
Molecular function (GO): proton-transporting ATPase activity, rotational mechanism
Source: RefSeq, a predicted model, not a curated record
AUCAUCACGCAGAGUCGGACAAGAUCACGACCAUCAGGCUUCUAAUCCUGCACGAAAAACAACGGGUUUUCUGUAUUAUAUGUAUGGUUUAAUAACGUGGAACAAUACAUAACGUUUCGGCGGGAAUCUAACGAAACGGAAGGUUACAAACGUUAGCUAUCAUCGACCAAAGGACGAGAAGAUGUCUGGAAAAGAAAGGCUCGACGUUUUCCCCUCCAGAAUGGCUCAGACCAUCAUGAAGGCUCGGCUCAAAGGAGCACAGACCGGCCGCAACCUGUUGAAGAAGAAAUCUGACGCCCUCUCCAUGCGCUUCCGUCAGAUCCUUCGCAAAAUUAUCGAGACUAAGACUAAGAUGGGGGAGGUGAUGAGAGAGGCGGCCUUCUCUUUGGCUGAGGCCAAAUUUGCAGCUGGAGACUUCACCGCAACUGUAAUCCAGAAUGUCAACAAAGCUCAAGUGAAGGUCAGAGCCAAGAGAGACAACGUGGCAGGUGUCACUCUCCCAGUUUUUGAGUACUACCAAGAAGGCGGGGACAGUUAUGAGCUGACGGGUCUGGCCAGAGGAGGAGAGCAGGUCUCCAGGUUGAAGAGGAACUACGCCAGAGCUGUGGAGCUGCUGGUGGAGCUGGCCUCCCUACAGACAUCUUUUGUCACUCUGGAUCACGCCAUAAAGAUUACCAACCGCCGUGUGAACGCUAUCGAGCACGUGAUUAUUCCCCGCAUCGAGCGUACCCUCACCUACAUCAUCACAGAGCUGGAUGAGAGAGAACGAGAGGAGUUCUACAGGCUGAAGAAGAUCCAAGAGAAGAAGAAGCAGCUCAAGGAAAGGACACAGUUGGAGAUUGCUGCUCGCUUGGCUAAACUGGGUCCCAUCGCAGAGCCCACCAACAUGAUGAUGGAGCAGACGGAUGAGGACAUGCUGUUCGAGUGAAGCGACCUCACGGCAGACGAGACACCGACCUCACCCAGCAUCCUAUUUAUUCUGUGCCUCUCAGGCCACUUUAUGUCUCCUCAUGGAAGUGAUGAAAGUUGUUUUUUCGUGUACUUGUCUGUGAUGAGUUGUUCUAUUGUUUCAGUGCUGGAAAGGUACUGUGUGUUUCCAGAUUUUCGUCACUUUACAGAACCGAAGUGUCGUCGCACUUGGCUGUUCACCCUGAAGGGAGUUCACUAUUAAAAAUAUUACCUAAAGAAAAAGACUAUAUAUAUAUAUAUAUAUGUGUUAUCACAUAAUUUGCGAGUGAAAUCAAAGACGGAUUCUGUGUGACUGAUCAACUUGUACAUAUUUCAGGUUCUUACAACAUUAAGAGCUAUUGCAUGCUGUAAAGCUUAAGGUGGUUGUAGAUUUCAGUGUGUGAGUUUGUGUUGUGGAGGUUGUUGUAACCUCAUUUGAGGAUGUUUACCAUUGCACCAGAAAACCCUGAAGUGAUCCCCACUGUAAAACUUGUGCAAGUCAACAAAGGCACCUCAUCAAAAUAAAGAUGUUAUCAGUAUCCAA